Messenger RNA from Brachypodium distachyon (stiff brome), 2230 nucleotides. RefSeq lists its product as uncharacterized. The record is from RefSeq and is a predicted model, not a curated record. Lineage: Eukaryota; Viridiplantae; Streptophyta; Magnoliopsida; Poales; Poaceae. Gene Ontology annotation, molecular function: S-adenosylmethionine-dependent methyltransferase activity. Bases 655 to 2013 code for a protein of 452 amino acids. The transcript has a single exon.
CUGGGGUGCUACAGUGAGGACAUGGGACAUAAUUUCUUUGUGAUCAAUUUGCCAUCCAUUGUAUCUAAUAUAAUCCGAUCCUCUUUGACUGCGUGCUUUUUACGCCAGCAUGUAGCUGAGUAUGGGUUAUAGUCCUCGCUGUAAAUGAGUAGAAAGUAAGGCAGUACACUUCAGCUGCAAAUUGGAAUACAAAUUGAACAACUUGAUCCGUUGAUCGUUAAUUUCUAGGCCACGAGCCGUAAGGGUAUGCCGUGCGUGCAUAAGCAUUUUACGCCAGUUUUUAGCCGAGUGUCAUAAGCGCUGAGCCGGAGCCACAGCCCAUAGGGCUUAUCUUCAGCGCCGGGUUGCAGUGACCGAUGCACGCCAUCUAUAGUCAAUCAAAUCACCACCCGUUCAAUCCCCAGGUUCCUACUCAAGUCCAUGUAACUUUGCUCAGUUGUUAAGCAACGCCCCAGUUCUAAGCAUCAAUUAAACGGAAUACUCAUCAGGUUCCUACUCAGUUAAAUACUCAGUCCUCACAAAAGCUUCCGUCCGAAGACCCUGUUUAUGUGAGCUGUGAAGUGAGGCUGGACUCUGAACUCAGCAACGGUAUAUAAAUCGCCCUCGUUCUACCGUGCAUACUACCCCCAAAAGGCCACAUUUUCUUGUUGCACCAUGCGCAGCAUGGACUACGACAUCUCCAAGAAACCUAGAGAUCAACAGCACAAGAGAUGGAGGUCCAGGGCCUUGGUACUGCUCCUUGUCCUUGCGACAAACAUCGCAUCCGUCCUUCUCUUCUCCGGCCGCAGCUCCACAGUCGGCGUAUGCCUCGGUGAGCAUGACUGGACUGUCCGCAUCGGGAACUCCGGUAAGCUGUCCUUCCGCGACCUGAACAUCAUGGAGUAUGCGCUCGCAGCGAGCCAUGCCGAGCUCGUGCACCUGCACGACCACCUUGACAAGGCCAACACCCUCGUGGAGGCACUCCUGGGCAACAGGGCCAAUGCCAGCAACAUGGCGGCCACCAAGGUUGAGCAGAAGCAAGCGCCAACCGAAGGGUUUUGGCAACGGAAGCUGACCGGCGAGCUCAAGCUAGCCGUCGGCCCCCACAAGCUUCCAUUCGGCUUCACGCGGAACCUUGGAUCCGACGAGCUGUUCCCGGCGAUGGGGCAAGCAUGCCACCGUUUCCAGGACGAGCUGGAGCAGUACAUGAACUACAAGCCCCUCGGCGAGUGUCCAUCUGACGAGUGGUCUGCGCAGCAGCUCAUGCUCAAGGGCUGCGAGCCCCUGCCACGGCGUCGGUGCCGGCCGCGUUCCCCGUUGGGGUACGUCGAGCCAACGCCGCUGCCAGCAAGCCUGUGGACUAUACCGCCGGAUACCAGCAUCCUGUGGGAUGCCUACACGUGCAAGAACUACUCCUGCCUGGUGAACCGUGGCAAGACCAAGGGGCACUAUGACUGCAAAGAUUGCUUCGACCUUCUUGGCGGUCGGGAGAAGGACCGUUGGUUGCACGGUGACGGUGCCCUCGACUACUCCAUUGACGCUGUGCUCGCGACGAGACCAAAUGGUACUGUGCGCAUUGGUCUCGACAUCGGUGGCGGGUCUGGCACGUUCGCUGCACGCAUGCGGGAGCGUGAGGUGACCGUGGUGACCACGUCCAUGAACUUCGACGGUCCAUUCAACAGCUUCAUCGCGUCAAGGGGCCUUGUGCCCAUCUACCUCAGCAUCGGGCACCGGCUGCCCUUCUUUGAUGGCACGCUCGACAUCGUGCACUCCAUGCACGUACUCAGCAACUGGAUCCCAGAUAUGAUCCUCGAGUUCACAUUGUUUGACAUCUACAGGGUGUUGAGGCCCGGAGGAUUGUUCUGGCUAGAUCAUUUCUUCUGCCUCGGCAACCAGAUGAACACGACUUACGUGCCCAUGUUCAACCGGGUCGGUUUCAACAAGGUGUGGUGGAAUGCUGGUAGGAAGCUGGACAGGGGAAUCGAGUUAGACGAGUGGUACCUCUCGGCCCUCCUCGAGAAGCCCAGGACGUAGAUGACCAUUUUAUACAGUAGAUUGUGCCUUGCCAAACUAUAGCAGAAACUUCAUUGUAAACUUUUGUUCUUGUUAUUCUAAUCCAGUAAUUUCAUCUUAAUGCAGAACAUUCAAGCAGAGAACUUAACUUAUAGAUUUAUAAGCACUGUAUUCAUCUCCCAAAUUUGUGGUGUCUACUGUACUCGUCAACAGGCUCAAAAUCGAUCACUUCAAUUUA